AACCCUUGUUUGUGAUGGCAAAACAUUAAAAACAAGGAAAUCCCUGUAGUUCAAAAUGCCAUGGCGGGUUGGAUUUCCAUAAUUGGGUUCUCAUAUUCCAAAAGACCAGCAGAUUUUUUGACGGAUAACAAUCACAGACAAUUUCAGGUAGGAGGUGGUUAGAGAGCUGCUUGCCAAAAAAUAUCUUCCUCCUCCUCCUCCUCCUCCUCCUCUUUAACCAAAGUGUUGCUAAGAUCAGAUAAUGCAGGUAAAUUCAAUAUCAGUUUCCCAAAGACACAGUGCAACACUGAUACUGAGUAUAUCAUUUUUAGGUUCAGGUGUUGCUUGCUUUCUUACUGUUGGGACUGUGUGCUCGCUCAACAGCUUUGAUUGGCCGUGGCGAGCAAUGAUGUCACCGCCUGUUUUGAUGUCCUGGUCGGUGCAGCAGCUCGUGCAGGCUGAAGGCGAGAGAGGAGCUCCAGAUGGAGUUGGCGCGCGACGGGAGUAGAGCUGUGGCUCGUGCGACACGCUGGGGAGGCUGCCUCGCGCUGUCUUGAUGAACUCGACCUGCUCCCGCACACAGCGCAGCAGCCCGUCAUGGGGGACGGUGGCGCGUCCUCGCCGGUGAACAUCCAGAAUGGCUCGGGGAGCGGCGCGUCGGACGCACCGGGCUCCGCCACAGCCGCGUCCGAGCAGUGGAUGGCCGGGAUGAGCCUGGUGAUGGGUUUGAUCGUCCUGUGCAUUGUGUUCGGGAAUAUCCUGGUCAUCGUGGCCAUAGCCAAGACGCAGAGGCUGCAGACGCUCACCAAUGUGUUCAUCGUAUCGCUGGCGAGCGCGGACCUCAUCAUGGGGUUGCUGGUGGUGCCGUUUGGCGCCGCGCUCGAGGUGCGUGGCUCCUGGCAGUACGGCUCCUUUUUCUGCGAGUUCUGGAUCUCCGUGGACGUCCUGUGCGUCACCGCCAGCAUCGAGACCCUGUGCGUUAUCGCCAUAGACAGGUAUGUGGCCAUCACCUCGCCUUUCCGCUACCAGAGCUUGUUGACCAAAGCUCGGGCCAAAGCGGUGGUGUGCGUAGUCUGGGCUAUCUCUGCACUGGUCUCCUUCCUGCCCAUCCUGAUGCACUGGUCCCGGGACAGUGUGGACACAGCCUGCUACGACGACCCUGAAUGUUGCGACUUUGUCACCAACAGAGCAUAUGCCAUCUCCUCAUCCAUCAUAUCUUUUUACAUUCCUCUGCUGGUGAUGAUAUUUGUUUACACCCGCGUGUAUAGAGAGGCGAAAAAACAGCUGAGGAAGAUCGACAAGUGCGAGGGCAGGUUUCACAACACCUUAACCGGACUGACCUCCAAGUGCAAGAAGAGACCGUCUAAAAUCCUGGCGCUCAGGGAGCAGAAGGCGCUCAAAACGCUGGGCAUCAUCAUGGGGACAUUCACUCUGUGCUGGCUGCCUUUCUUUAUAGUCAACGUAGUGCGAGUGUUUUGCGCAGAGGUGGUGGACAAGGACCUUUUCGUGUUCCUAAACUGGCUGGGGUACGUAAACUCGGCCUUCAACCCCAUAAUUUACUGCCGGAGCCCGGACUUUAGAAAGGCUUUCAAGAGGCUGCUGUGCUGCCCGAGGAAAGCCGACCGCAGGCUGCACAUCAGCUCCUGCGACCUGUCCCGGUGCUCCGGAGGAUUUGUCUCCGCUCUGGAGCCCGGCACACUGGGGUUAUGGUCGGAUUGCACCGCUUUGGACAACAGUGACAGCAGCCUGGUGGGGACAGUAAAGCUGUCUCACUCUGAAUCACAGCUGUGACCGGAGAAAAAAAAAACUUCUGCAGAGGUGGAUUACAACAGCCUGCAUAAAGAUGGUGACCCAAGCGGGCUUUGAGUUCUUGAACAUGGGGUUCCCUUUGGAGGAGGUAUGCGCAAAAAGCGCUACCUUUUAGCCGAAGUGGGUCCAUUUUAUAUCAGCACCAGAGAAGUGAAAACACCGGGAGAAAUGAGCAGAAAUGUACUUGAAAGCAAUGCUUUUGGAAGACGCAUCGGGACUAAUAUUCAUUUCAAAACGCGCCAAUCUGCUCUGGACAGUUUAAUGUGGAGGAGAUGAUCUAAUUUGCCAAAUAAUAUCGACCCUAAAAAAAAAAUUUCGUGUGUGAUAAAUCGUAAUGGAUGCAUGCGUUUAAACGGGAUUCAGUGAGACUCUUACCAAAAGAGCGCACGCACGUUCCCGUGGCUACAUCAUUUAUUUAAAAUCCUUUUAUUUUAUUGCCAACAGGACAGUAUUAUAUAAGAAGGAACACGCAUUGAGGGGAAGUGGGUAUCCUGUGCGUUAACCCCGGUCUCCUGAUGGGUCACAGAUGGCUCCUAAGGUGACCGCUCAGACGCAGUGUAAUAAGCUGGCUGUUAUUUCCAAGCGCGGGACGUGAGCGAGCUGUUUGUCGUACUGUAGUCAUGCGUUGUGCUCACAGUGUGUUUUACCUCACGGCCGUCGACGAGCGCAGUUUGUACGACGGGUACUUGUUUAUAUUAAACAUUUAUGUAAAAUAGACGUAUUUAUUCCACGCUGUCUUUUACUACUAAGAACGUAAACGGGCGGCUGAUUCCCACGCCCUUUGUACAUAUGGUCUGUGGUGUUUAGUACUGAAGUCAGGCAUUUGAGCCUCUCUCUCUCUCUCUCUCUCUCUCAUUUCAGCUUUACAUGCUGUUGUCAGGUGGUGUGUUGACUCCUGUGAAAUAAAAGGAAGUUUCAUUGUUAA
Molecule: messenger RNA, 2713 nt
Organism: Scatophagus argus
Lineage: Eukaryota; Metazoa; Chordata; Actinopteri; Scatophagidae
Gene: adrb1
Product: adrenoceptor beta 1
Exons: 1
Coding region: 577-1770 (397 amino acids)
Biological process (GO): adenylate cyclase-activating adrenergic receptor signaling pathway; positive regulation of heart rate by epinephrine-norepinephrine; norepinephrine-epinephrine-mediated vasodilation involved in regulation of systemic arterial blood pressure
Cellular component (GO): membrane
Molecular function (GO): beta1-adrenergic receptor activity
Source: RefSeq, a predicted model, not a curated record